Molecule: messenger RNA, 6420 nt
Organism: Cephus cinctus (wheat stem sawfly)
Lineage: Eukaryota; Metazoa; Arthropoda; Insecta; Hymenoptera; Cephidae
Gene: ckn
Product: caskin-1
Exons: 7
Coding region: 796-3234 (812 amino acids)
Biological process (GO): cell surface receptor protein tyrosine phosphatase signaling pathway; axonogenesis
Cellular component (GO): focal adhesion; axon
Molecular function (GO): signaling adaptor activity; protein phosphatase binding
Source: RefSeq, a predicted model, not a curated record
GCGAGCGGAACAACCUACGCUGCUCACGAACUCGUUCACCCACCUUCGACCUCGCCCCGCACGUUCUCUCUCCGCCGUGUCCUUACCUUGUACCGCCAGGUAACUGCCAGAACUUCCACCACUUCCACCACCGCGUUGAUGGUGCUCGUCAUUCGUCCCUACGGCACGUCGCCAUACUUCGAGAAGGACCAGCCUACCUCGGCAAACAUACUUCUGACAGUCUAAUCCGAAUGAUAGUGCGCGAGAUUUCUAUUUCUAUAUCUAUUUCUAACUGCGCUAUUCCUGCUUGACGUUUUCAAAGCGUUCGGAAGCUUUCCAAUGAGCUUUAUUGGCUUAAUCGGUUUAAUGCAAUUCAUCGGUGUUUAGUGGUUUAUUCUUUAGUUUCUUUGAGUUUAAUAGCGAGUAACAUUUAAUAGUGAGGGGGGGUUCAGCUGUUUAAACGUGCAGCUGGUAUUGCAGUGGCCGGCGUUACGAUAAAGAACCAGCAAGCAGGCAAUACCUACUGGAGCCCCGGAUCGACAAGGCACGAAGCAUUGCCAUCAUAGUCGACAGUGGCGCGAGGGGGCACGCUCGCGUCUAAUCACAGUGCAGCAGUACAAUAGAGAAACCCGCCUGAAAAUGGUUAAAAGUGGACGAGUGUCGUGCGACUCACGAUAGAGAUAUCGUGCUCAUGCACUUGAUCGCGGCGUCGAGAAGUUGCUGAACUUUUCUCUGAUAAAGUCUAUUGCGAGAAAUGAGGGUGGCCCGGCGUGCUUAAGCUGAUUGCGGGAAUCUGAUUUUGAUUAAGGGAAGAAAAUGGCGAUCACGGCCGUGCCGAGUUGCCUCGGUCCACCACCGCUACCACCAGGUAAACGUUUCCUACAGAGGUCCUCGAAGAAACUUUCCUCGACCUACAGGAGCUUUCGGGAUCCCGCGAUAGAGGGCUGGAUGCCUGCCGGAGUAUCUGGAGCUGCAUCGGAAAGGUCCUCCCUGAAGACGGUGUCCAGGUCCGGCAUCACGAUAGGCAGUAACCUUUUCAGAAGUCGAUCGGAGGGAAAUCUGACUGGUAAAAGAUCAGCUAUACUGGCUUCCACGCCGUUGGAUAGGUGCAUACGUGCGAUAUACGGGAGCUGGCGUAAUCUCAUGCAGUUUGGCGGUAUGAGCCGGCCGUCGAAAGCCGUGACUCAAGCGAAGAAGGUGGCUCCACCAGCAGUUCCUGACGUCUUUCGCCAUUCGGGCUCGAGUUUCGGCUCGGCUGGCUACGCUAGCAGCGAGGAUGGCUGUUUUUUGUCCGGUGGCGGCAGCAACGGUGGUGGUGGUGGUGGUGGUGGUGGAGCUGGCGACGAUGGUUCCUACGGGAUGCCGUCGGGGAAGAGUCCUGGACCAAUUUUCACGCAUCCAGGAUUUGCCUUUCCACCCAUUGUUGGAAAGUAUGCUCAUGCCGAAGACCAGGGUAUCGACAUGACGCAAAGCCCAGGAAGGGAUAGUCCUGGAAGUUCUGGAUCAGGUUCCGGCUCAAGACAUUCCACUGCCUCUUUGGACUCCGGUAGAGCCUCAGGCUACCAUCUUGGCCCGAGGGGUCCUGGAGCGCUUGCCUCCUCCCCAAGGUGUUCCAUUAGUUCACUGGGGAGUCAUCCGGAUCGACCGGCCGAUUUGGACGUCGUUCACGCAUGGCUCACCGAGUUACAACUUGAGGAAUAUUUUCCGCUUUUUGCUACUGCGGGUUAUGACCUCGCUACUAUAACUCGUAUGACCCCUGAAGAUCUCACGGCUAUAGGUAUUAAGAAGCCUAAUCAUAGAAAACGCCUAAAGGCGGAAAUUGACAACUUAAAUAUCGGCGAUGGACUUCCGGAACACGUACCUGGUUCUCUCGAAGAGUGGCUAAGGCUGCUGAGACUCGAGGAGUACUUAGGUGCGCUGCAUCAGCAAGGUAUGCGAUCCGUCGAGGAUGUUACAACUCUGACUUGGGAGGAUCUCGAGGAUAUUGGUAUAGUCAGACUCGGGCAUCAGAAAAAGCUUCUUCUCGCCAUUAAACGUGUUAAGGAUAUUCGGGCUGGUAAACGUAUUCAGCCGCUGGAUCUUGCACGACUUCCUCCGCACCCAGGUCACACACAGGAAGUUGUAAUUCAACGGUCUGGUCCGGACUUGCCAUCACCGGACGAGGACUGCUCGUCGCCUGUCCUGAGAUCCUUCCAAAGAGCUGGUGGAGCUGCUGCUGGUGGAAACGAAACCUCUUCCGGCAAUGCCUGGAGAAGCAUGUACGCAGCAUUGCCAACUGGCUUAGAUUAUAAUACAAUGGGAAGAGGACCAAGAGGAAAAUCUUUAGAAAGUCUUGAGGAUGCUCCUCUUGGCUAUCCACCUUCACCAGCACCGUCUUCCUCGUUAGCACACGGACAGCUUGUCGAAUGGCGGCCUCGAAGCUUCGAAGAUGGCGAUCUUACUCCUACAAACGAAGCUUCCGUCGUCGAAGCGGGUGGCGGCACCCUGCCCAGACCUAGACACUGUCUUGUCCGUCCGCGACCCGUUGCGAAGGUUACGGCAACUCCAGGGCAGUUCAAAUCUUUGCCCAGAGACUUUGACAACAAGUAUCAAUUAACGUACGGUCUCGAGAGCAGUCCUAAUCUGUCAAAACGUCGACCGCCAUCGCCGCCAAGACGUCAGAGUUCACGGGAAAUGGGAUCAUUGUCCGUGACCACCGGGGUGGGUCAGAGCGGUACCAGUGACGUCGUGAUAGACUGUAGCGGCCCUGUACCCACCGCAUCGUGCGACGAGCAUCACCAUCAUCAUCAUCAUCACCACCUUCAUCAUCACCAUCCGCCACCGCCCCCAGCUCCUGCGCCAGCCCCAUCUACGCCAUCCCAGCUAAACAGACCUCCGUCCUCGAUGUCGCGAUCCUGGGGUAGUGUCAGUGUCAAUGUCAACGAGGAACACGAGCUCAUAGCUUCUCUCGCCCUCCAGCAUCGCAAUGGAUCCGAUGCUAGUUUCAAGUCGAGCUCGAGCACGGAAUCGGAUUCUCUGCCGUUUGCAAACGAGAACGCUGGCACAAUAAAGCAGCGUGCCGCGAGAGCCCAAGAAUACGCAAGCAGUCCCGGUAAUAUGAGCAGCCACGUAAUGAGUCACCACUCUCUGGUGAAUAGCAGCAGUGGUGGCGAGCCCGCGGAUGUUCUCAACGACAUCGGAAACAUGCUGGCAAAUCUAACGGACGAGUUGGACGCGAUGUUGGAGGAGGAGAAACGACAAGGCCUCAAUCCAUAAUCAUCACUGCCUUCUGUGCUCGUGAACAUUUAUCUCAAUUCUCAAGAGUUGCCAUAAGAUGAGGAGAAUGACUAUGUUUUCUCGUCCGCGCGAUAACAACACACAUUCCUCGAGGAUUGCGCCGUGUGGGGUACGACUGAUAGAAAAAAAAAUCCAAUAAAUAUUAUUACCACAGCCCUGGAGGAGUGGACGGAGGCACGAUCGCUCAGGAAAGUUUUGGCACAAUUUCUUGACUGCAUUUGUUUUUAAGCAGUUCCUACUUAGGUGGCACAACAUCAUCCAUUGUCUGUUUGAUCAUUCUACUUAUUUUUACGCUUUUCUUUAUUCCCCGUUUUCCCCUCGCCGCUCGCUGCUGCAUGGAAGCUUGCAUCAGGAUUCGCGAGCGAUCGGGUCGUCCGGAGUUUUGGGACGUCGCGAGGUUCCCAGAGAACUCGCGUUACUUCGGCGACAGGGUUCCCGCGGUUAACGAACGUCCAGCGCUGCGCAUUAGUGCGCUGCAUAACCUCAUGGCGUAGAGAGAUAAGAUUAUUUUACGGCUGGUAGAUUCGAGGAUAUCGCGUCUACGCUGCACAGGGUACAAAUUCGUGUUUCGCGAUACGUAGUACAUGUAGGUACACACGUGUUUCCCAGACGUAACAAAGAGAAGAGGAAGACAGAAAAGAAGUAAUGAAAUGAAGGAUUUAUGGGCGAGAAGUGCCUUUGAGGCGAUUUCCGAUCGACGGGAUUUCACUGUUCUAUUAUUUUGCUUUAGUUAGGGAUUGCAUAGUGUAACUGGGAGAAAAAAUAUUCUUCACGUAAUAACAUUUAUUUCAAGUAUUACAAAUGUCAUCCAAUCGCGUGUUCUUGCCUACACGCGUAAACGCUUGCAUUUAUUAGCGAGUUUCGUCAGGGAGUUUUCUUAUUCCUCCUGCCCCCGCCCCCCAUUGCUCUCUGGGAACUUCGUACGAAUACAUUCCACAUAAAUCUUUUUACUCUAUUAUCACGUCCGUCCUCGCACGAGUGCGUACACGCGACUUGUCCGCGUAUCAUCGCAAUUCCACAGGUUGAUCUGUUUUUAUCAUUUUCUUUUCUUUUUUUAUCCUUAAUCUUUUUAUCGUACUGCAAUAAGCUAUGUCGGUCUUUCUUAAAUAAUGCAGCGAUCCGCCUUGGGUGGUACUCGUCGUAAAGCCUCAGCGGCUAUCUAAUGUAGUGCUAUCGGUUGGUCAGGACGUGCAUCGUACUAAUUGUGUAUCAAGCGCGGGCUUUUAGGAAGUCUGUAUAGAUUGGUGGAGCGGUGAGACUGUAAGAAUGGGGGGAAAGGGAAGGGUGGCCGUCGAUGGGUGUCGUCUUCCGUGAAAAAAAGUAUGAUAACAAUAAAUUGAGCGGAGAAUUAUUAUUGAUAAUUAAUGGAGUGCGGUAAACGUCGACAGACGUAAUUGUUAUUCUGCCGGCGCACUACGUUGCUCUAAAAAAUUGCAGAGUAGUGUUGACAAGGAGUUGCUUAUUCUUUCUCUUUAUUUUCUUCGAUUCCGUAUCAGGAGAGAAAUGCUCGAGCAACGUUGCACUCCGGCGGCACAGAUGAUUAAUAGUAGUAACAGAUGUAACAGACGUAAUAGACAUAACAAUACACGUAUAUCGACAGGAAACGCAUAGGGUAAAGUGCUCAUUUCGGAUGCGCUUCUAGUUUGGAUAAGAAAUUUUCAAAUGUCUCGAUUGUAUCUUUUUCCACGAUCAUAUUGCUAUAGAGAUGGCUAAAAUGAAUGGUGAAGAAAAGUACAUCUACGCACGAUGCGGGCGGCUUAGGAGACAUUUGAAAUUUUUAAAUUUGAAAUAGGCACUUCAUCUUUACGUUUUAUAAAGAACGAUGUGAUUGUUAGUUAGUGCGUGUAUUAACACGGCCGAGGACGUGCCCGCGCGCAGAGAACAGAUAGAUGCAUUUAUAAACAGAGGUUAUGCAGACGCAGAGAUACAUACGAGACCCUUAAGAUAAAAAUUUAACGUUUAAGAUGUAUUAAUUGAAAGAAAAAAGAUGGGCCUGGAGAACGUCAGGACUUGUCUUGUUAACUAUUGUAGAUAUAUAGUUAUAUAUAUAUAUAUAUAUAUACAUACACACACAUAUGCAUAUGCAUAUAUAUAUAAUGUGUAUCAUAUAUAUACAUAUAUGUGUGUGUGUGCGUGCGUGCGUGCGUGUGUGUGUGUGUGUGUGUGUGUGCAGGCGCCAUGGGUGAGCGAUCAAUUUGACAAUUUGUCUACUUUUAUACGAACGUCCAUUUUCUCCAUAAGAGUUCUCGGGACCUUUUAAAGCGAAUGUUAGGAAUAAAAAAAGAUGUCAUUUUUAUACGGAUCACGUAAAGCUGUGUAGCACAGCGUGUAGAUAAUCGACGAUGCAUUUUUUUUGUUUAAAUCCGACGAGAUGACACCCUAUUUUCUUCUACUUGUAUAUUAUCCAGUGCUAUUUUGUAAUUGAAAGGCUGUUGGCAUUUUUGCAUGCGGCAGGGAAUACACUGUGCCGAACAGCGCGUCAUUUUAUGUAAGUCGUACUUUUUAUUUUGACAAUAUCCUGUUUUUGUUUUUAUGACGUAGCGGUUUUACGACACAUUUUAAUAUGCGUAAAGGUUUCCUGUCCAUGUUUACUCUUUACGGUGUAUUACUUUCACGGUGCUUCUUCCAAUUUUGGGUCAGGUUUUUGCGCGCGUAUUUUCGCUUCUACGCAUGAAACGGGACGCGCAUUUUAUGUACAGUCUGUACGCUAACUAAUGUAUUUUUUCAUAAAGCACUAUACUGUGUUCGUCGUAUCAAGCCGACUUGGCUCCUUCUUUACUUUACCAGGCAGCUACUGUCAAUCAAUUUCCGACUUUGUUACUAUAUUCCAUGGCGCGUUAAUAUUAUACAAACAACACGCACCAUAUACACAUUCAUAUACAUACAUACGACACACGCAUCUAUAUAUAUAUAUAUGUAUGUAUAUAUAUAUGUAUAUGUAUAUAUAUAUAUAUACAUAAAUACACACAAAAUAUACUAGGUAUAGUUUUUGUACAAAGGUAUGCGCGCUCGACCGACUUGCCCAGCGAAUCUUCUCAGCGCCCGCCUAAGCUCUAUUGUACACCCCUUCCAUGUUGAUUUAACAUGCAUUAAAUAUAUUAUUUGGUUUAAUAACUAUAUUGAGAGCAAUUGAUCUUUAAAUAAAGCCAAACAAUGCGAAAUUUC